AUGUCCGCCACCGCUCAGAUCCUCACCUUCUCCGAAACCUCGUCGGACGCGGCCCGCGUGGUCGGCGUCCACACCUCGCCCAUCCCCCCCACCACCCCAUCCCUCAUCCCCGCGGACGCGGUCCUCCUCCGCCUCCUCGCCUUCCCCAUCAACCCGCAAGACCUCAUGGCCAUCGCGGGGCGCUACCCCGUGAAGCCGGUCCACCACCACGCGGACCAGCCCAUCCCGGGCAACGACGGCGUCGCGCGCGUCGAGGCCGUCGGCGCUCAGGUCAAACAUCUGCAGCCGGGCGACCACGUCAUCCCCAAGCGCCACGGGCUGGGCACCUGGCGCUCGCACGCGGUGCUGCCGGCUGCGGACUUGCUCAAGGUCCCCGCCGCCAUCGAGCCGGCGGCCGCCAGCCUGCUGAAGAUGGGAUGCGCCCCGGCGUACCUGCUGCUCGAGGAUAUGCGGAACCUCCGCCCGGGCGACUGGGUCGUGCUGAAUGCGGGCCGCGGCGUCAUUCCGCAGAUGGUCACGCAGUUCGCGCGGAUCCGGGGAUGCAGGACCAUCAGCGUCAUCCGGGGCCGCGGGGAUUUUGAGAGUGUAGCGCAGACGCUAAAGGAGAUCGGCGCGGAUGUCGUGGUCAGCGAGGAGCAGCUCGAGCAGGCCGGCGUCACGGCGCAUCCGGAGCUGCAGGCCGCCGUCGAGCAGAACCGCGUCGUGCUGGCGCUGGACGCCGUCUUCGGCGCGUCGGGCGAAAGGCUCGCCGCGCUGCUGGCGCCGGAUGGGACGUUUGUCAACUACGGGUCGCUGGGCGGCGCGGAUGGCGUGCUGCGGCUGUCCCAGCAGACGCUGUUCUGGAAGCAGAUCAGGUUCAGGAACUUCCGGCUUUCGCAGCAGUUCGGGCUGCGGUCCGUCCCGGAGCAGGAGAGCUUGCUGGGGUGGUUCGGGGAGUUGCUUCUCCAGGGAAGGCUGAAGACCCCGGUGGUGGAGAAGGUGGCUUGGGACCAGGGGAGUGGCGCUGCUGAUUUGUCAGAGACGGUUAAGCGGUCGUUGCAGCUGGCGACGGAGAAACCGCUCGGUGUGAAGAAGCAGGUCUUCGUCGCACAGGUGUAG
Lasiodiplodia theobromae is the source of this 1098-nucleotide messenger RNA. RefSeq names its product alcohol dehydrogenase. The record is from RefSeq and is a predicted model, not a curated record. NCBI's taxonomy places the organism in Eukaryota, Fungi, Ascomycota, Dothideomycetes, Botryosphaeriales, Botryosphaeriaceae. The coding region runs from base 1 to 1098 and encodes 365 amino acids. Gene Ontology annotation, cellular component: mitochondrion. Gene Ontology annotation, molecular function: trans-2-enoyl-CoA reductase (NADPH) activity. Gene Ontology annotation, biological process: fatty acid metabolic process. The transcript has a single exon.